Molecule: messenger RNA, 2167 nt
Organism: Salvia miltiorrhiza (redroot sage)
Lineage: Eukaryota; Viridiplantae; Streptophyta; Magnoliopsida; Lamiales; Lamiaceae
Product: protein PHOSPHATE STARVATION RESPONSE 1-like
Exons: 8
Coding region: 418-1842 (474 amino acids)
Molecular function (GO): DNA-binding transcription factor activity; DNA binding
Source: RefSeq, a predicted model, not a curated record
AGAGGGCACAACACGCUCUAUGGAAGGCGCGUUAGUGAGAUGAGUAUAAAAUUGAUAGGAAGAAAAGAAGCCAAACUCGAAUAGAAGAGAAGAGGGCACUCCCCACCGUAUAAUUCUUUUCCGCCAUUCGCCGGCGACCGAACCUCCCGCCAACGGUAGCGCGUGGCAUCCCAACCCGCCUCUACAAGCAGGGCAAUAAAUCGCGUAUACACACGUGUAUCUUAUACGCCAUAUUGCUAAGCUAUAACGGGAUUGUGGCUUAGAUUUUUUAUAUCAUCUCAAUAAUUCGAGAUGGAGCUGCUGUUUCAUUUUCAAUUGCGAUUCCUUUUCUGAUUUCAAGCUAAAUAGGUGGUCGCAGAAAGCGCUGUUUGCUCAUAACUUGCAUAGACGUAACUGUUGUUUACACUAAAGUCAUCAAUGGAAACAAAACAUGCUUUACCUAUUCAAAGAUCAGGCCCAAGACAAAUUAGUAGCAUCGGGGCCUCGGCAUCUCUAUCUGCUUCAUUUAAUGUUCCUCCAACUGUCCUGGAAGAGACAUAUCCAAGAUUUUCUGAAUCGCAGCAGGUUUCCUUAGAGAGGGAACUCAUGCAGCGUCCUCCAGCUGUUGUUUCAUCUUUGUCCUCCAACAGUGGGGUUGUUGGGCAUAUAUUUUCUUCUUCAUCAGGAAUUUCUACUGAUCUCCAUUUUUCAUCCAUCCAACAGCAACAAGAAAAUCCUCCAAGGCAAUCCCCUUUCAUUUCUCAAUCAACAAGUAGCAGAAAAUCAGUUACAUUACCACAUUCUGUUGAUUCUCAACUUCUUCAAUCCACUGCAUCAAGUCAUUUCAACAAAGAAAACAAUGAGUCUUGGUGCACGGAUACAUUGCCUGAUUUUCUUGAUUUUCCAAUGAGUACGGCGAUCCAGAGUAGUCAGUUGUAUGGAAGUAAGAGUAGUGGCAUCACCAUUCCACAUGAGGAUCUAGGUAAACCCAAUGAUUGGCAAGAUUGGGCUGAUCAGCUUAUUACUGAUAAUGAUGCUUUAACUGCUGAUUGGAGUGGACUGCUUGCUGAUGCAAGUGUCGCAGAUCCAGAACCAAAGCAUUCGCAGCAAUGCCCUAGUAUCUCCAACCAGCAGCCUCAUAUACCCCAACAACUCCCAAGUACAUCUGGAGAAAUUUGCACAAGUGGAGCUCAAUCAUCCUCAAAUGCUGCUCCAGGAAAGCAACGCAUGCGUUGGACCCCAGAACUUCAUGAGACCUUUGUGGAAGCAGUUAACAAGCUUGGUGGCAGUGAAAGAGCUACCCCCAAGGGUGUUCUCAAACUAAUGAAAGUUGAAGGUUUGACCAUCUAUCAUGUGAAAAGCCAUCUACAGAAGUACCGAACAGCUAGAUACAAACCUGAGACAACAGAAGAGUCUUCCGAGAGGAAAUCUGCCUCCAUUGAAGAUUUGUCAUCCCUGGACUUAAAAACGGGUAUUGAGAUUACUGAAGCACUGCGAUUACAGAUGGAAGUCCAAAAGCGACUCCACGAACAACUUGAGAUUCAAAGAAAUUUGCAGCUUCGGAUUGAAGAGCAGGGUAAGUAUCUUCAAAUGAUGUUUGAGAAGCAGUGCAAGUCAGGCACAGACUUGCUCAAGGGGGCUUCAUCGAGCAGUGAGAAUGCUCUGAAAGAGUUGAUAGAUGUGCAAAAUUCCAUUGCCAAAGAUAGUUUGGUGGUAGAAGCUGAAAAGAAGGUUCCAGAAGGUGAGCCGUCUAGUAUAGCCGAAAAACCAGGAGAAACUUCUCAGGUGGCAGGAGAGAAGCAAAAAGCACCCGAAGGCGUGCCCAGCUCACCACCCACAAAGCGUACAAAAGUCGAUGAGUAAGUCCCCGCUGCGUCUUAGAUUGUAGCAGUGCACCCCGGUCCUCGAGUAUGGGCUAGAGAGAGCUCACGAGAAGAUGUGAGAUUUUCAGUUUUUUCUGUUAAAUGAAAACUCAGAUCAGAGGCGUCGUUUUUUGUUUCCGCAAUGUUUACUUGAUACCAAUCUUGAAGAUUUUGGGUGCCUCAGACAUGCUCAUUGUGAAUUUUAGAUAGGGAAAUAAAGCCACCUUUUCGUCCCCAACUGAAUUUUUAGUUGAAGCAAUGUACAAAUGUAGGAGCCAAUAAAUAAUAUGGGUUCUAUGAAUGUGUAUCCAUUUUUUAAUGUCAAA